AUGGGCGUGGGACCCCUGGUGGUAGAAGUCUUAGUGACGUUUGUGGUAGCGGCUGUGGUGCUUUUCCACUAUGGCAAUUGGUAUCGUCAUCAUAUCGUGGUCACAGUCGCAGUACUGGUGGCCUGGUAUUUCUCUAUGCUCAUCGUCUUUAUUCUGCCACUUGACGUGUCCAAUACCAUAUACCAAAACUGCCUCCCAGAUGUAGCUGAUCCACUGAAGGUGCAGAAAUUACUUCCUGCAACCCCAAGCAACUUGACCAAUGAGACCAGCCUGCUCUCAGACCCACUUGACGAUGGCACUGUUACAAAUAUCUCAGUGACAACAGUGGCUCCCUCCCCCAUCCCUCCCCCUAUACCCGGCUGCCACAAGCCCUGGAGUUUUGUGCCGGCUGGAGUCUUUCCUGUGUUUUGGAGGGUUGUCUACUGGACCUCACAGUUUCUUACCUGGUUGAUCUUGCCUCUCAUGCAGUCGUACACUAAGGCUGGAGACUUCACCUUCAGCACCAAGCUCCGAUCCGCCCUCAUAGACAAUGCCAUUUACUAUGGAUCGUACCUUCUUAUUGUAGGGAUACUGCUUCUCUACAUUGCCCUGACAAAUCUUGAAUUGGAUGGAGCAAAACUCAGAGCCAUUGCUGCCUCUGCCUCCAACACAUGGGGUCUGUUCUGGCUGGUGUUACUUCUUGGCUAUGGGUUAGUGGAAGUUCCGCGCUCCAUUUGGCACUCCGCCUCCACUCUGCACACACUCCACCAUGCAUACUUCCGUGCAGCAAAGCUCUCCCAAGAAAAAGCUGAAGCUAAUGAGCAUGUCAGUGAUUUGCUACAGAGCAUGCGGGCCCUGGGGGGAAGCAUUGGCUUGGGCCACCCACUACGUUCACACAUGGACGUCAUUGAAAACAAGGUCCCUUCAGAGCUCCUGGAUAGAGUUCGCCAACACCCCACCCCUGACUCCCCACAUGCAGAUGUACCCUCCGAGAAGGCACUCGUCAGGUUGCACAAGCAGUUGAUAAAGGCCCUGCAAAACCAGAGACGUGUGGAGACUCAGUGGGGGUUGCUAGUGGAGAACAUUGCAUACUUGGAAGACACACACCGGAAUGCAGUCUCUCAUGAUACCUCUUUCAAGCACUCAACUCCUCCCCGAAGGCAUUAUCUCAUCUCUUAUGUUUAUACCCCUACUGUAGAGUGGUUGUGGCGCUGUCGCAUCCGAGGCUACCUACUGCGUUCAGUGGCCGUGUGCUGUGCUCUGGUGUCCGUGGCAGUGGUGUGGUCCGAGCUCACCUUCUUCAGCACCUCCCCCACCAUCUCACUUUUUGCUGUCUUUGUCAACCUCGCCAAGGCCAGCUACGAUUACUUCACCAUCGAGGUCAUAUCAUCCCUAACCAUGGCGUACAUCGCUCUGUGUGCAUACUCCACCCUCUUCAAGAUCCGUGUACUCAACCUGUAUUACCUGGCUCCACACCACCAGACAGAUGAGUACUCGCUCAUCUUCUCUGGGAUGAUGCUGUGUCGACUCACCCCUCCCAUGUGCCUCAACUUCCUCUCCCUCAUUCACAUGGACUCGCAUGUCAUCAAAGUCCAUACGGACGAAACACAUUACACGCAGAUAAUGGGCCAUAUGGACGUGAUCAAGAUUAUCAGUGAUGGCUUCAACAUCUACUUCCCAAUGAUGAUAGUUGCCCUGUGUCUUGCCACCUACUACAGCCUAGGCUCACGGCUCCUCUCUGCACUGGGCUUCCAACAGUUCAUGUCAGAUGAUGACCUCACUUCUGACCUCAUUGAAGAAGGAAAGACACUUGUGAAUAGAGAGACGCGGCGACGCCAAAGGCAAGAGGACAAUGCUGCUCGUCGUAGGGAAUUUGCAGAGAGGUUUGGGGGCGGUGAGUCAUCUGCCAGUAUGUACAGAUCUGCCCGUCAACGUGCCGAGGAGCUAGUGCGUCCCAUAAAACGUGAGGACUCUUCUGAGUCAGCCCACCUGGAGCUCCUCGGGGGCUCAGACAACAUUGCUGACUAUUCAUCCCACACAACCACCUCCUCCUUGACCCUUGAGGAUGAGAUGGAAGCUGGGCGUGGUAGUGCCAGGAUCUCUGGUUUUUCUGGCCUAGCACAAUACUCAAGGGCUAGGACUCACAAGCCUGAUAAAGGCCUGUUCGAUGAUGUCUGAGCCAGCCAUGGUUUGAGUACUGAAGAACUAUCAUGUCUUGUAAUGUGGAAGAUGUCCAUGUUCAUUAAAACUAGAAAUGUCGAUGGCCAUAAGUACUGUGUUUUUAUUUAGUUUAUUAAAUUCAGUGGAAAUGUGUAUGUGUGUGUGAGAGAGAAUGAGAUAGAGAGAAAAUGCGUAUGUGUGUGUAUUUGUAUGAAUGUGUAGGUCUGUGUGGGCAGGUAAGUGCGUGCAUAUAUGCAUCCUGCCAUGCCAUAGUAUGCCCAGAUAUUCAGAAUUUUGAGAAGGUUCUUUGUAUCUAUAUUCCUUCAGAAUGAUACUGAAAGCUAUUCCCUGACUAUCCCCUUGUUGUCUCUUUCUCUCUUUCCCCCUCUUCUCAUAUUGUUGUCCUUAAUUCUCUCCCUUUCCUCCUCUUUGUAGUCAGGUCCUCCUCCAAGAACUCACAAGCUCUUUUCUGUCUAUUCCUGUUCUUCAAGAAGUGGCAACAAGCUAAGAAUGUUUGAUUGUGCAUUAACAUGUAUUUAUAUAUAUGUGUGUGUGUGUUUGUGCGCGCGCAUGUGUGUGUGUGUGUGUGUAUGUUUAAUUUAUAUGUGCAUUUGUGUAUGCUUGUGUUUAUUAGUUAAAAUACAAUGGUUGUCUACAGAUUGGAAGUCGAAGGAGGAGACAGCAGCUAUAUGACACUGGGAAAAUGUAUAUCCUCAGCUAAGUUUAGCUGUAGAACCACAGAACAGAUGACUUUGAAGAACAUUGCACACUUCUUGAAAAAAUGAAAAUGGAAAAAAUAGGACAAAUUGAAAUAGUAUUAUUAAUAAUGAGUACUAAUUUUUCUGAUUUGACUUUAUUUGUAUUCAAUACUAAUUGAUAUUUUUAUGCCAUAAUCUUGUGUUCAUUGCUUAUUGCACCUUUAUUACUUGUCAUUCCUUUGUGAUUAAUUGUGAUUUCUUAGCUUAUGGUUUUGCGUGUGAGAUUGCAUCACAGUUUGUGCUUCCCAAAUCCAUUACUUCAUAUUAUAUUAGAUUGUUUUGUUUUAAAUAUGCAUCCCUUUCAUUUUUUUAUCAUUAUUUGUAUUCCUUUUCUUCUUAAUUUUACUCUGUAUAUCAUGUUAGUUCAAUCUCACACAUCAUUUCAUGACAUUGGUAGUAAUGUGCAAUAAACAUCAGCAGAAAGCAACAAUGCUUUUUACAAGGUGGAUGUGACAAUAUAAGGUAAUGCAAGGAGUUAUUUUCCCCUUUUACAGGUUUGUCAUUGUCUUGUCAAGAUAACAU
Messenger RNA from Penaeus indicus, 3419 nucleotides. RefSeq names its product LMBR1 domain-containing protein 2 homolog. The record is from RefSeq and is a predicted model, not a curated record. Gene Ontology annotation, cellular component: membrane. The coding region runs from base 1 to 2157 and encodes 718 amino acids. The transcript is spliced from 11 exons. Lineage: Eukaryota; Metazoa; Arthropoda; Malacostraca; Decapoda; Penaeidae.